UUGUCAGUUGUUUACGUGCAACGCGCACGAGUAGAAAAACAUUAUUAUAGUGUGUUAUUGAUUCAAGACAAGAUAAUAAGUGAAUACAUAAUACAUAAUGGUUAAAUAACGGCUCAUAGUUCAGUAUUAUUCCAGUGGUUUACAGUGAUAUAGUGUAUUUUGAGUUGUUCAAAAAUGGCCGUCAAUGACGAUAAGAAGCCGAAGUUUAUAAUCGACAAUGAUGCCGGUGGAGACGAUGCGAUGGCCAUAUUCUUGGGCUUACUGUACGAGAAGUAUUUUGAUGGACCCAAGCUGGUAGCGUUGACGACAGCAAAUGGGAACACAAAAGAAGACAACGUCUAUCACAACAACCAAAAAGUAUUAAAAGUAGCCAAUCGACAAGAUGUGCCAAUAUACAGGGGUUCCAAAGAAUCUAUAGUGACAACUCCAAAGGUGUCAAACUAUUAUGGUGUUGAUGGACUAGGAGACACUGGAGAAACCUUCCCUGAUCUGGUACCAGCACAGACUGAGGGUGCUGUCAAUGCCCUCAUUAAGUACUCUAAACUUUAUGAAGGAAACCUGACAGUGAUAACUAUUGGAACAUUGACAAACGUAGCUUUGGCUAUCAAAUUGGAUCCGGACUUUUUGUCAAGAUUGAGCCAUUUGUACAUCGGCGCUGGACAUAUUCACAGUGAAAAGUAUCCGUUGCCAGAGUUCAACGCUCGUAUGGACGUGGAAGCAUACCACAUUGUAGUAAGGAACGCUUCUCCGGACAAAGUCACCAUCUUCCCCUUCUCACAAACUAAGGAGUACUUGACUUUUAGUAAAGAUUGGAGAUUCAACACACUCGGAAAAAUCGACACAGAGAUAAUAAAAGAACAGAAUAAGUAUGAAAAGGUAGCUCUGGACAACGAAGAGACCUGGCAAGCGUUGGACCCAGCAACAGUGGCAUUGUAUCUGCGACCAGACCUAGUUGCUGAAUACAAAUAUUCGAAGCACGACGUUCAUGUUUGCGGUGACAAAAGAGGUAUAAUGAAAAACGAUUUUGUUGAAAAAGACAAGGCUAAUGUCAGAGUGGCGUAUGCAGUAAAGGCAGAAGAUUACAAAGUGUUCCUUCUGAAUGUUUUUGGAGCAGAACUAAAUGAUCCUUCUCGCUCUAAGAAGGCGUGAAAGUAUUACAAUUAUGAGGGUUUUGUAAUGUGAUGUGAUAUAUGUAUAUAUUUUUUGUAAUAAACUAUGUACUUACCUACGUA
Molecule: messenger RNA, 1232 nt
Organism: Spodoptera litura
Lineage: Eukaryota; Metazoa; Arthropoda; Insecta; Lepidoptera; Noctuidae
Product: nucleoside hydrolase-like
Molecular function (GO): hydrolase activity, hydrolyzing N-glycosyl compounds
Source: RefSeq, a predicted model, not a curated record